AUGGCAUCGUUGCCUCCUCCCCCGCCCCCGGGCUGGGGUGCAGCGGCACCGCCUUCGAUACCUCUGGCGCCGCCGCCGCCCGGUUACCAACCACCGGCGGACCCGACCGUCGCGAAAUUCGCCCAAAAGAAGAAUGAUUGGCUGCGGACGCAACGCAACCGGUUUGGAGAGAAGCGCAAGGGCGGCUUUGUCGAAACCCAGAAGGCCGAUAUGCCGCCCGAGCAUCUGCGGAAGAUUGUCCGGGACAUCGGCGACGUGUCGCAGAAGAAAUUCAGCAACGAGAAGCGUAGCUACCUCGGCGCGCUGAAAUUCAUGCCCCAUGCCGUUCUCAAGCUGUUGGAGAAUAUGCCCAUGCCGUGGGAGUCGGCGAAAGAGGUCAAGGUCCUUUACCAUGUGAACGGUUGUCUCACGCUGGUCAACGAGACUCCGAGAGUCAUCGAGCCGGUCUUCCAUGCCCAGUGGGCUACCAUGUGGGUGUGCAUGCGACGAGAGAAGAGUGAUCGGAGACAUUUCAAGCGUAUGCGCUUCCCGCCAUUCGAUGACGAGGAGCCUCCACUUUCGUGGUCGGAAAAUAUCGAAGACGUGGAGCCGCUGGAGCCCAUUCAGAUGGAGCUUGACGAGUCUGAAGAUGGCCCGGUCUACGAAUGGCUCUAUGAGCAGCGUCCGCUCCUGGACACCCCCCAUGUCAAUGGGCCGAGUUACAAGAAGUGGAAUUUGACGUUGCCGCAGAUGGCGACGCUCUAUCGACUAAGUCAUCAGCUGCUUAGUGACACCGUCGACCAGAACUACUUCCACAUGUUCGACCUGAACAGUUUCUUCACGGCCAAGGCCUUGAAUGUCGCCAUCCCCGGUGGUCCCCGCUUCGAGCCCCUCUACAAGGACAUCGACCCCAAUGACGAGGACUUCAGUGAAUUCAACGCCAUUGACCGUAUUAUCUUCCGCGCUCCCAUCCGAACCGAGUACAGAGUCGCCUAUCCUUUCCUGUAUAAUACCCUCCCGAGAAGUGUCAAGCUUUCUUGGUACUCGCACCCUCAAGUUGUAUAUGUCCGCACCGAAGACCCUAAUCUCCCCGCCUUCUACUUCGACCCUGUAAUUAAUCCGAUUUCUUCCCGAUCUGUCGCCCCCAAGAACAUCACCGUGAGCCAUGAGGAUGAGAUCUUCGGCCCGGAUGGUGAGGACGAUUUUGAGCUGCCGCCGGAGGCCCAGCCUUUCUUCGCCGACGAAGAACUCUACACCCCCGAAACGGCUUCCGCCAUUGCCCUCUGGUGGGCCCCUCAUCCCUUCAACAAGCGUUCCGGAAAGAUGGUUCGUGCUCAGGAUGUGCCGCUGGUAAAACAGUGGUACUUGGAGCAUUGCCCGCAGGGCCAGCCCGUCAAGGUCCGCGUGUCCUACCAGAAGCUCCUGAAGACUUAUGUGUUGAACGAGCUGCACAAGAAAAAGCCCAAGGCCCAGAGUAAGCAGAACCUGCUGAAGACGCUGAAGUCGACCAAGUUCUUCCAACAGACAACCAUCGAUUGGGUGGAGGCUGGAUUGCAGGUCUGCCGCCAGGGUUUCAACAUGCUCAACUUGCUUAUUCACCGCAAGAACUUGACCUACCUUCAUCUGGACUACAACUUCAACUUGAAGCCCGUCAAGACGUUGACAACCAAGGAGCGGAAGAAGUCUCGUUUCGGAAACGCCUUCCAUCUUAUGCGAGAAAUCCUGCGUCUGACGAAAUUGAUCGUCGAUGCGCAAGUGCAAUACCGUCUUGGUAACAUCGAUGCCUUCCAACUGGCGGACGGUAUCCUGUACGCUUUCAACCACGUCGGACAGCUGACUGGUAUGUACCGUUACAAGUACAAGCUGAUGCAUCAGAUCCGUUCGUGCAAGGACUUGAAGCAUUUGAUCUACUACCGCUUCAACUCCGGCCCUGUCGGUAAGGGUCCCGGAUGCGGUUUCUGGGCGCCGGCCUGGCGUGUCUGGCUGUUCUUCAUGCGCGGUAUCAUCCCCUUGCUCGAGAGGUGGCUCGGAAACCUGCUGUCUCGUCAGUUCGAGGGUCGUCACAGCAAGGGUGUUGCCAAGACCGUGACCAAGCAGCGUGUGGAGUCCCACUUUGAUCUGGAACUACGCGCUUCGGUCAUGGCCGAUCUCAUGGACAUGAUGCCCGAGGGUAUCAAGCAGAACAAGGUCAACACCGUGCUCCAACAUCUGUCGGAGGCAUGGCGAUGCUGGAAGAGUAACAUUCCCUGGAAGGUGCCUGGUCUUCCGGCCCCGAUCGAGAAUAUCAUUUUGCGUUACGUUAAGAGCAAGGCCGACUGGUGGAUUUCCGUCGCCCACUACAACCGUGAGCGAAUUCGUCGUGGUGCGACUGUGGACAAGACGGUGGCGAAGAAGAACUUGGGCCGAUUGACUCGACUGUGGCUCAAGUCUGAGCAAGAACGGCAGCACAACUACCUGAAGGACGGACCGUACGUGUCGUCCGAAGAGGCCGUGGCCAUCUACACUACCAUGGUGCAUUGGCUGGAGUCUCGCAAGUUCUCGCCCAUUCCCUUCCCCAGUGUUUCUUACAAGCACGACACCAAGAUUUUGAUCCUGGCCCUGGAACGUCUUCGUGAAGCCUACUCUGUCAAGGGUCGACUCAACCAGAGCCAGAGAGAAGAGCUGGCGCUGAUCGAACAGGCGUACGACUCUCCGGGUACGACGCUGGCCCGUAUUAAGCGAUUCCUUUUGACUCAGCGAGCUUUCAAGGAAGUGGGUAUCGACAUGAACGACAACUACAACAAUAUCAACCCCGUGUACGAUAUCGAGCCUAUUGAGAAGAUCACCGACGCCUAUCUGGACCAGUACCUGUGGUACCAGGCGGAGCAGCGUCAUCUCUUCCCCGCCUGGAUCAAGCCGUCGGAUUCCGAAGUGCCUCCUCUUCUCACGUACAAGUGGGCCCAGGGAAUCAACAACUUGUCCAAUGUCUGGGAGACGUCCGAGGGCGAGACGAACGUGAUGAUCGAGACGGAGUUGUCCAAGGUGUACGAGAAGAUCGAUCUGACCUUGCUGAACCGUCUGCUGCGUCUGAUCAUGGAUCACAAUCUGGCUGAUUACAUCACGUCUAAGAACAACGUGCAGCUUAGCUACAAGGAUAUGAACCACACGAACAGCUAUGGAUUGAUCCGUGGUCUCCAGUUCUCUGGUUUCGUGUUCCAGUUCUACGGCCUGAUGAUCGAUCUGCUUCUGCUUGGAUUGCAGAGAGCCAGUGAGAUGGCCGGUCCACCCCAGAGCCCCAAUGACUUCCUGCAGUUCCGGGAUCGUGCUACGGAGACCCGACACCCUAUCCGUCUGUACACUCGCUACGUCGACAAGAUCUGGGUCUUCUUCCGAUUCUCGGCGGAUGACUCGAGGGACCUGAUCCAGCGUUUCUUGACCGAGAACCCCGACCCCAACUUCGAAAACGUCAUUGGGUACAAGAACAAGAAGUGUUGGCCCCGAGACUGCCGAAUGCGCCUGAUGCGACACGAUGUCAACCUGGGUCGCGCUGUGUUCUGGGAUCUGAAGAACCGGCUGCCCCGGUCGCUCACCACGAUCGAUUGGGACGAUACUUUUGCCAGCGUCUACAGCAAGGACAACCCCAAUCUUCUGUUCUCUAUGUCCGGGUUCGAGGUCCGCAUUCUGCCCAAGAACCGCAACCUGAACGAAGAGUUCUCGGUCAAGGACAGCGUCUGGUCUCUGGUCGAUAACGCAACCAAGGAACGCACCGCCCAUGCCUUCCUGCAGGUCACCGAGGAGGACAUCCAGAAGUUCAACAACCGCAUCCGUCAGAUCCUCAUGUCCUCGGGUUCGACCACCUUCACCAAGAUCGCGAACAAGUGGAACACGGCUUUGAUCGCGCUCUUCACAUACUACCGCGAGGCCGCGGUCUCGACCGUCAACCUCCUGGACACGAUCGUCAAAUGCGAGACCAAGAUCCAGACCCGUGUGAAGAUCGGCCUGAACUCCAAGAUGCCUUCCCGCUUCCCCCCUGCUGUCUUCUACACGCCGAAGGAACUGGGAGGUCUCGGUAUGAUCUCCGGAUCCCACAUUCUCAUCCCCGCCAGCGACAAGCGGUGGUCGAAGCAGACCGACACUGGCAUUACCCACUUCCGCGCGGGUAUGUCCCAUGAUGAGGAGACUUUGAUCCCCAACAUCUUCCGUUACAUCAUCCCCUGGGAGGCGGAAUUCAUCGAUUCGCAGCGCGUGUGGAUGGAGUACUCGCAGAAGCGACAGGAGGCCCAGCAGCAGAACCGCCGCCUGACGCUCGAGGAUUUGGAGGACAGCUGGGACCGCGGUCUUCCGCGUAUCAACACGCUCUUCCAGAAGGACCGCAGCACGCUCAGCUUCGACAAGGGUUUCCGUUUGCGGGCGGAAUUCAAGCAGUACCAGUUGAUGAAGAGCAACCCCUUCUGGUGGACCAGUCAGCGCCACGAUGGUAAACUGUGGAACUUGAACGCUUACCGCACUGACGUCAUUCAGGCGCUGGGUGGUGUUGAGACCAUUCUUGAACAUACCCUCUUCAAGGCAACGGCUUUCCCGUCGUGGGAAGGUCUCUUCUGGGAACGUGCCUGUCUUGCCAAGGGAACCCAGCUGUUGCGUCACGACGGCUCUAAGAUCAACGUCGAAGAUGUUCAAGAAGGCGACCUGCUUCUUGGUCCCGACGGCGGACCUCGUCGUGCUUUCAACAUCGUCAGCGGUUGCGAUCGUCUAUACCGCAUCCGCCUCGGCGCAGGCGAAGAAGAUCUCGUCGUUACGCCUAACCAUAUUCUGGUCCUCCACCGGAAUAAGACCACUGGAGAGGCGAGCUACGAUACCGUGGAGAUGACCGCUACUGAUUUCGCUGCCCUUGAACCCAAGGAAAGGCAACAACACCGGGCUCCCAAGUCCUCUCGCUCCGAGCAGAGCAUGCAGGUGGACUCCGCUCUUAGUCUCACUAUCGAAGAUAUUUCUCUCGAGGCUGAAGCCACAGAGUGGGCGGGUUUCCGAGUCGACAAGGACCAGCUGUAUCUGCGACACGAUUACGUCGUGCUGCAUAACAGUGGUUUUGAAGAGAGCAUGAAAUUCAAGAAGCUUACCAAUGCCCAAAGAUCCGGUUUGAACCAGAUUCCGAACCGUCGGUUCACCCUCUGGUGGUCCCCGACUAUCAACCGUGCCAACGUCUACGUUGGUUUCCAGGUCCAACUGGAUCUUACGGGUAUCUUCUUGCACGGAAAGAUCCCGACUCUGAAGAUCUCUUUGAUUCAGAUCUUCCGUGCCCAUUUGUGGCAGAAGAUUCACGAGUCCGUUGUCAUGGAUCUGUGCCAGGUGCUCGAUCAGGAACUCGAGCAGCUGGGCAUUGAGGCCGUUCAGAAGGAAACCAUUCACCCGCGUAAGUCUUACAAGAUGAACAGUUCGUGUGCGGAUAUUCUUCUGUUCGCAACGAACAAGUGGAACGUGACCCGACCCUCGCUCCUGUACGACACCAAGGAUGUCUACGAGCCUACCACGACCAACAAAUUCUGGCUCGAUGUGCAGCUGAGAUACGGUGACUACGACUCUCACGAUAUUGAGCGAUAUGUUCGCGCCAAGUACCUGGACUACACCACCGACAGCAUGAGUAUUUACCCCUCGGCGACCGGUUUGAUGAUCGGUGUCGAUCUCGCGUACAACCUCUACUCGGCAUACGGACAGUACUUCCCCGGAUUGAAGACGCUGAUACAGCAAGCUAUGGCGAAGAUCAUGAAGGCCAACCCCGCCUUGUACGUGCUGAGAGAACGUAUCCGCAAGGGUCUCCAGCUGUAUGCUUCGGAGAGCAACCAGGAGUUCCUCAACUCGCAGAACUACUCAGAGCUUUUCAGUCCGCAGAUCCAGCUGUUCAUCGACGAUACCAAUGUCUACCGUGUCACCAUCCACAAGACCUUCGAAGGUAACCUGACGACCAAGCCCAUCAACGGAGCCAUCUUCAUCUUCAACCCGCGAACCGGCCAGUUGUUCUUGAAGAUCAUCCACACCAGUGUCUGGGCCGGACAAAAGCGUCUGGGUCAGUUGGCGAAAUGGAAGACGGCAGAAGAAGUGGCGGCGCUGAUCCGGUCGCUGCCCGUGGAAGAACAGCCCAAGCAGCUGAUCGUCACCCGGAAGGGUCUUUUGGAUCCUCUCGAGGUCCAUCUUCUGGACUUCCCCAACAUCUCGAUUCGUGCCUCCGAACUCCAGCUGCCCUUCCAGGCUGCCAUGAAGGUCGAGAAGCUCGCCGACAUGAUUCUGCGCGCGACCGAGCCGCAGAUGGUUCUGUUCAACCUGUACGAUGAAUGGCUGAAGUCCAUCUCGCCCUACACGGCGUUCUCCCGACUGAUCCUCAUCCUGCGAGCGCUGCACGUGAACAUUGAUAAGGCCAAGAUCAUCCUCCGACCGGACAAGACGGUCAUCACGCAGGAGCACCACAUCUGGCCCACGCUUUCCGACGAGGAUUGGAUCAAGGUCGAAGUGCAGCUGCGUGAUCUGAUCCUGAACGACUACGGCAAGAAGAACAACGUCAACGUGCAGAGUUUGACCAGCAGCGAAGUGCGAGACAUUAUCUUGGGUAUGGAGAUCAGCGCGCCGUCCCUGCAGCGACAGCAGGCGGCGGAGAUCGAGAAGCAGCAGGAAGAGCAGAAGCAGCUCACGGCUGUGACGACGAAGACGCAGAACGUGCGCGGCGAGGACAUCAUCGUGACGACCACGUCGCAGUACGAGCAGCAAUCGUUCGCGUCGAAGACGGAGUGGCGCACGCGCGCCAUCGCCACGUCCAACCUCCGCACGCGCGCCAACAACAUCUACAUCUCGUCGGACGAGAUCCGCGACGAGGGCUACACGUACAUCAUGCCGAAGAACAUCCUCAAGCGGUUCAUCACGAUCGCGGAUCUUCGGGUGCAGGUCGCGGGAUACCUGUACGGCAGCUCGCCGCCAGACAACGAGCAGGUGAAGGAGGUGCGCACGAUCGUGAUGAUCCCGCAGGUGGGCAACACGCGCGAGGUGCAGCUGUCGCAGCAACUGCCGCAGCACGACUACCUCAAGGGGCUGGAGCCGCUGGGAGUGAUCCACACGAUCUCGGGCAACGAGCCGCCGUACAUGACGGCGGCGGACGUGACGCACCACGCGCGACUGAUGAACGAGCACCCAUCGUGGGACAAGAAGACGGUGACGAUGACGGUCUCAUUCACGCCGGGAUCUGUGUCGCUGGCAGCGUGGGGGCUGACGCCGCAAGGAUACAAGUGGGGAGCGGAGAACAAGGAUACGACGUCGGACCAGCCGCAAGGGUUCUCGACCAGCAUGGGCGAGAAAUGCCAGCUGCUGCUGAGUGACAAGAUCCGCGGAUACUUCCUGGUGCCGGAGGACAACGUGUGGAACUAUAGUUUCAUGGGUAGCUCCUUUGGCAGCGUCGAGAAGCGGCCGGUUUACGUCAAGAUCGACACGCCCCUGAGAUUCUACGAUGAUCAGCACCGACCGCUACACUUCCAAAACUUCGCCGAGCUGGAGGAUAUCUGGGUGGAUCGCACGGACAACUUUGCUUAG
Molecule: messenger RNA, 7527 nt
Organism: Aspergillus affinis
Lineage: Eukaryota; Fungi; Ascomycota; Eurotiomycetes; Eurotiales; Aspergillaceae
Gene: prp8
Product: U4/U6-U5 snRNP complex subunit PRP8
Exons: 1
Coding region: 1-7527 (2508 amino acids)
Biological process (GO): spliceosomal tri-snRNP complex assembly; mRNA splicing, via spliceosome
Cellular component (GO): catalytic step 2 spliceosome; U5 snRNP
Molecular function (GO): metallopeptidase activity; protein binding; U1 snRNA binding
Source: RefSeq, a predicted model, not a curated record